Pogona vitticeps (central bearded dragon) is the source of this 1323-nucleotide messenger RNA. It is a transcript of the gene ISCU, whose product is annotated as iron-sulfur cluster assembly enzyme. Gene Ontology annotation, molecular function: iron-sulfur cluster binding; iron ion binding. NCBI's taxonomy places the organism in Eukaryota, Metazoa, Chordata, Lepidosauria, Squamata, Agamidae. The record is from RefSeq and is a predicted model, not a curated record. Gene Ontology annotation, biological process: iron-sulfur cluster assembly.
CUCUCUCUGUCUCCUCCUUCAGUGGCGUCCUUUCAAAACAGACAAGAUGGCGGCGCUUCGGGUGUGUGGAGCGAGGGCAGCGGCGGCGGCGGCCCUCCUGAGGUCUCCCCGCGCCCCCCAGCAGGCUCCCCUGGCCGUGGGGUACCACGAGAAGGUUGUCGAUCAUUACGAGAAUCCGAGGAAUGUCGGCUCUCUGGACAAGGGCGCCAAGAACGUGGGGACAGGCCUGGUGGGCGCCCCAGCCUGCGGGGACGUCAUGAAGCUGCAGGUUCAAGUGGAUGAAAACGGCAAGAUCAUUGACGCCCGGUUUAAAACAUUCGGCUGCGGGUCGGCCAUUGCUUCGAGUUCCUUGGCGACCGAGUGGGUGAAGGGGAAGACGGUUGACGAAGCCUUGAAGAUCAAGAACACUGACAUUGCUAAAGAACUCUGCCUUCCUCCCGUCAAACUGCACUGUUCCAUGCUGGCAGAAGAUGCCAUCAAGGCCGCCUUGGCUGAUUACAAGCUGAAACAGGGGACAGGGAGUCCCGAGCCGGACAAGAAGGCAGCCAGCGCAUAGAAGCCCUUCGUUCCGAAUCCCCCCAAACCUCCCCUUUCCGCUCCUUCAUCUAAGUGUGUGACUCCCGAUGCAGCCGAGAGCCGAUACAUCGCCUUAGUGCAUUUUGGGAAGAUGCACGUCUCAUACGCACAACUUCGGACGCUGUUCCAACCUCCACCACCAACUUGGCUGUUAUUACAAGGUCACCUUCAGGUUUUUCGGCCACGGUCUUUUCUCUGUUCCCUGUUUGUGUAAAGGUGGGGGGAAAAGCUGUCUCAUGAUUUUAGCGUGAGGAUUUCUCUGUAAUCUGCGGCCUAUUCAUUUCACGCCUCCAGCCUGCAUAUUUGGGUAAGGGGUUCCAAAUGUUUGCCAGGAGCGGCACCCGCCACCGCUCAACAGAAGGUCUUUCGGUUUUAAAGAAGAGGUGGGGAUGUGUUGUUGUUUAAAACACAUCCCUUUCUUGGAAAACACAUGGCACUUGGGAGGCAAAAGUCAGAUAAAGCAGACCAGCAGCAGCCUUGACGGAGGGCUGUGUUUUCUCCCACUGGGGCUACGCAGAGGCCAGUCUGUGCCAGAGGGGCACAAUUGCCUCACUUUAAAACACAUGCCUCUCCCUCUCCUUAUUUGUCUUUGUUUGGGUUUCAAGGAAAGGAAGGUGUCUUGCCAGUUCGGGACUGCGGCGUGCACUAGCUUCAGAUUUAUUUUAUGUACAAUAUGUGCUCUGUAAACAUAUGCAAAGAUAAUAUAUGGCUCGUGGGAUCCUGCAUAACAGACGGUGUUUUCAUUUC